Molecule: messenger RNA, 616 nt
Organism: Theileria equi strain WA
Lineage: Eukaryota; Apicomplexa; Aconoidasida; Piroplasmida; Theileriidae
Product: ferredoxin/adrenodoxin, putative
Exons: 4
Coding region: 40-504 (154 amino acids)
Biological process (GO): P450-containing electron transport chain
Cellular component (GO): mitochondrion
Molecular function (GO): 2 iron, 2 sulfur cluster binding
Source: RefSeq, a predicted model, not a curated record
AGUUUACAUUAUGGACUCGGCAACCCUCCGGUUUUGACGAUGCGGUUUCUAGUAAAUUUGUUGCAACGCAUACCGUUGAGAAACCUCGGCUCCAGGCCCGCCCUUCCGAAAAAUGGAAGCCACAGGAGAUUCCUGACCACCUCCAGCAACGACACGGUGAGCGUGGUAUUCGUACAACACGACGAAGAGAUCGAUGUAACGGUGCCGGUUGGCACGAACAUACUGGAGGCUGCACAUCAAAAUAACAUCGAACUAGAAGGAGCCUGUGAUGGGUGCAUGGCAUGCUCCACUUGUCACGUAAUUCUGGAAGAUCACGUCUACGAUUCGCUCCCGGAACCCUCGGAAGCCGAAAUGGAUAUGCUCGACCUGGCCCCCUGUCUAACUGAAACGUCAAGACUUGGAUGCCAAGUGGUAUUACAAAAGGAGCACGAAGGCAUAAAAAUACAGCUUCCACGUAUAACUCGCAACUUUUACGUGGAUGGGCAUGUACCCGCUCCGCACUAGACGUGAUUUGGGUUUAUCGCAACGGGAUAUGGCACCGGUAACGAUGUGCUUGGAGUUGUGUUCUUUCCGGACAAUUUUAAACGCGCAAUCCUCCUGUAACAUUUAAUGUGUG